This is a messenger RNA of Arthroderma uncinatum, 1200 nucleotides long. RefSeq names its product PHO85 cyclin-1. Gene Ontology annotation, biological process: regulation of cyclin-dependent protein serine/threonine kinase activity. Gene Ontology annotation, molecular function: protein kinase binding; cyclin-dependent protein serine/threonine kinase regulator activity. NCBI's taxonomy places the organism in Eukaryota, Fungi, Ascomycota, Eurotiomycetes, Onygenales, Arthrodermataceae. The record is from RefSeq and is a predicted model, not a curated record. Bases 1 to 1200 code for a protein of 399 amino acids. The transcript has a single exon. Gene Ontology annotation, cellular component: nucleus; cyclin-dependent protein kinase holoenzyme complex.
AUGGCCAAGUCAAGCUCUACUCUCAACCGUGCGGCUCUGAACGAGUUCAUCUCCAUGCCAGUUUCAUGCGAGAUGAUCUCGUACCUCGCCAGACAGUCGUCCAUGGUUAUUCGCUGUGAAGAUCGUGCCAUUCGAGGCGCUGUCGCGCAACAGGGUACCAUCACACCACCAGCGUCACCCGAGCUCAAGCCCGCGGACGAGUCUCAUCUUCCGCCGCUGCCACCGCUGGAGGCGUUUAUUUUCUCGCUUGUUACCCGAUCCCACGUUGAGGUUCCUACUCUCAUGUCGUCUCUUGUGUUCCUUGCACGCCUCAAGAACAAGCUCCCACCAGUUGCUAAGGGUAUGCGAUGCACUUCUCAUCGCAUCUUCUUGGCUGCGCUCAUCCUAGCUGCCAAAAACCUCAACGACUCUAGCCCAAAGAACAAGCAUUGGUCCCGAUAUACGCUUGUCAAGGGCUACGAAGGCUUCGGCUUCUCUCUGCCAGAAGUCAACUUGAUGGAACGUCAACUUCUCUACUUGCUUGACUGGGACACUCGUGUCAACGUGGAAGACCUCUUCAUCCACUUCGAGCCAUUCCUCGCCCCAAUCCGCAGCCAUCUCCAAGCCCAAUGCGACAUGGAGAUGGAGCGUGAACGCGAACGUGAACUUGCCGUGCGCACAGCUCUGGCCCAGGCUUCUCGUGACCAAAGUCCUGCUCGUCUUCCAAGCGGCUACGGCAUGCAGUGUGACAUGUACAACUCACCCCGCUCGAUCGCGGACAAUUCUGGUGAUCGUACAGCUCGUCAUAAACGUCGUCAAUCCUUGCAGCGAUCAGGCCGUUCUAUCUCCCCGCCUUCCGUCUUGGAUCUUCCUGCGCUAGGCCAUGCCGACUCCAACCACGGCUCGUCGUCCCGAUCAUCCAGUUUAGCGCCAAGUUCUCGAGGAACCCCUGCCAGUAUCAGCACCGCCUCGUCUUUCCAUGAAGUAGCCGUAGCCGACGGCAGCACCAGCCCAACUCCCUCUCACUUGGCGUACAGCUAUGUGGACAUCCAGCUGAUGCGCCCAAAGGCAAAGGGCCACGCCAUUAACUUCCAAAACGAACUGCAGCCACAAAAGCGUGCAAAGACCGCAGGCGCUGGUACCGGAGGUAUCAUUUCUAGAUUCUUCGGAUCCGCCGCAGGUUCCUACAUGGAGAAGCGCAAGGCCCGCCCCACGGCAUAG